AUGGUCGUAAUGGCCCUAGACGGCAGUCUUACCAAGGUGCAGCCGUCGCCGUCGUCGUCGGCGCUCCUACUGGCGUCGCCGUGGAAUCUGGGUAUCCUGCCGCAGACGUGCGUGCUCGCGCACGGCAAUGCGAAUGGCAAUUCUGGCGGCUCGGACGGCCGCCAGGACGAGUCGCCGGAUAAUGAGGUCACAGAUUCGCUGUUGACGGCGUGCGACAAUGCGCCGCUGGAGGCGCUGGAGAUCGGGUCGCAGGCGCGCGAUCCUGGAGACGUGUACGACGUUUUUCCGCUGCUGGCGAUGCCCCUGCGACUGCUGGGAUCUGGGCGAAACAGCAUGCCGAUUUCGUGGAGGAUUGUAACCAUCGCAGCGGACGACGAGCUGGUGACGAGCGGGCAGCUGAAACAUUCCAUGCGCGAUUUGCUGGAUCGCGUUCGCGAGUGGGCGAAAAAAGCAGAAUCCUUUGGCGAAAUAGUGGGACCAGGUCGCUCCCCCAAUCUCUGCUUUGGCACCUCCGCAUCGCGCUCGCCCGCGGAAGCAGCCAACAGAGAGGCGGGCGGAAGUCAAUCCGGACUUCAAGACCCGAGAAAUAAGAGCGAGGAGAGGGGAGCGCGGGGCGGCAUAAGCGGAGGAGCAUCGCUGAGAAGGAUCUCAAGAAUCGGUGUUGGAGAUUCAAAGAUUGAACACGAGGAGAGAGGAGUGGAGGAAGCGGAGGAGGAGGAAUGGGGUAAGACUGCAAGGGAAGCAGAUGAGAAGGAGCAAGUGGAGAAGGCAGCAAGGCAAGCCUGGGAGGCAGAGGAGGCGGAGAAAGAAGCAGAGCAGAGGGAGCAAGCGAGGGAGGCGGUGCAAGCAGUGCUGUAUGCGCACAGCACUUGGCGAAUCCUCUGCCCCACUCUGCACCGACCUGCUCUCAAGCGUCUGGAGAAUCGCCACCAUGACAGCUCGCACCUACCCGAAAAAGGCCAUGGCAGCUCACAGCUGCCCGAAAAAGGCCAUGGCAGCUCGCACCUGCUGGGGAAGCAGCAGCAGCAGCAGGAGCGACAGGAUAGGCUUUUCCGCAGCCCUGUAAUUUCGUGUCACAUGUCCACUGCUCUGCCGGUUCCCUCGUGGUCCUUCUCUUCCUCUCCUUCUUCUCCCUCUUCUUCUCCGUCUUCUUCCCCCUCACAUUCGGCCUCGUAUAAGGCAGCUCCGUUACUGUCCAGGGCUGCAUGCUCCAGCCGAGCGGCGUAUCAACUCUUUAAAAGCAGAUCUGAUACGGAUAUUAAUGCCACGGGCGUGUGGAGGCUGAUUGCUCCUCCAGAGAGCUAUGGGCUUCCGGGGCUGGCCUCUGCUGCUCAAUCCCCUUCUCUCACUCCAUCUCAAUCCCCUCCUCUCCCUCCGUCGUCUCAAUCCCCUCUGACUCCCUUGCCGCUGUCCCCUCCUCUCACUCCUGUGUCUCAAUCCCCUCCUCUCACUCUCUCGCACUCCUCCACCGCGCCUCCAUCCCCUGCUGCUCGCCGUUCCAGCGUGCAAUCAGCUGGGAGAACCUCCACAGCUUCUUCUCCAGGAGUCAACUCCCCCUUUGCUCGCCCAUCCACCUUCAAAUCAGCCAGCACCACUGCAGUUUCUCCAAGAUUUGCCUCCCCGUGUGCGCGCCGGUCCAUCUUGAAGUCUGCCAGCACCACGGCAGCAUCUCCAGGGCCCGGCAAGCGCGUGUCGUGGAGCCUUGACCCAGAUGCCUCACCUGCCGCUGCCAUUGCUGCAGCUGCCAUGGCAAGGCCGGCAGGAAAUGUUUUUGAUAGGAUCGCUGGAACCUUCCUUCUUCCAAGCGCCCUGUAA
Molecule: messenger RNA, 1815 nt
Organism: Closterium sp. Naga37s-1
Lineage: Eukaryota; Viridiplantae; Streptophyta; Zygnematophyceae; Desmidiales; Closteriaceae
Source: the annotation of a GenBank genome assembly